This is a messenger RNA of Hypoxylon fragiforme, 3116 nucleotides long. Its product is annotated as fungal-specific transcription factor domain-containing protein. Gene Ontology annotation, biological process: DNA-templated transcription; positive regulation of transcription from RNA polymerase II promoter by galactose. Gene Ontology annotation, cellular component: nucleus. Bases 352 to 2694 code for a protein of 780 amino acids. Gene Ontology annotation, molecular function: zinc ion binding; RNA polymerase II cis-regulatory region sequence-specific DNA binding; DNA-binding transcription factor activity, RNA polymerase II-specific. NCBI's taxonomy places the organism in Eukaryota, Fungi, Ascomycota, Sordariomycetes, Xylariales, Hypoxylaceae. The record is from RefSeq and is a predicted model, not a curated record. The transcript has a single exon.
CAGCAUUUUCACUUCUCCUCCCUCCAGGUUACAGGAGGUUACAGGAGGUUACUGGAGGUUACUAACCUUAGGUAGCUCCACCUUGCUCUACCUAGGCUAGUUGAUAUUUCUUCCUGAAAAUCCAAUCCAGAAGUGUCUUGCCUCCCUUGAAAAUAAAUAUCGCCUUCUUACCUAUACUAUGUAGGGUAUCACAUCGUCACUAAACUACAUUCAGACCGAAAUGGCAAUCACAGAUGCUCCACUCCUUCACUUCGCUUCCUGGCCACCGUUUUAAUGGUCGCAUUUAACAGCCACAUGCACCUUGCCUGUCUACUAACAUCUUAGCUAUACCAAUCUUCACACCCAUUAGAAAUGUAUACCACAUUUGUUGGGACUUCUUCAGGCGCAUCCGAGUCGAACGCGGCUACAGAUGCUCCCCAAGCCGCCAAACCUCGACAGAAACGGAGUCAGGUAGCGAGGGCCUGUGACUGGUGUCGUAUGCACCGCAUCAAAUGUGACAAUAACCUCCCGUGUUCCAACUGUCGAAAGAGAAAAGGGCAAUGCAACCAAGGCGUAAUCGAAGUACGUACGCUUCCUCACGCAUACCGAAAAAUCGAACAGUUAGAAACCCGAAUAAAAGAAUUAGAGCAAGCGCUCCAGGAAGAGCGCAAGACACAGAAACCAGAUAUUGGACUCGACACUCCUCACACCACACCAUCUAGCCUGGCCUCGUCUAGGUCUUCAAGGCCGGGAAGUUCAAGUGGCAAUGGAAGUAACACGGACAAAAAGAGGUUGCGGGAAGGAAUACACAUCCGUACUGCACGUUCCCAGCAAGAGACCUGGUACGGUCCAUCGUCAUUAUUCUACUUCAUCAGGCGCGUAAACACAUUCCUAAACGUAUCCCUUCGACAAACUUAUUCGAUCAAUCGUAUGCUUCCCGUCACGUCGAAUAAACUAUUUGACGGACCAACACAAUCUACCUCGAAAGAACAGGGCCAUCGACCGACUCCUCCAACGGGAGGGGACCCAGCCACUACAGGCGAUUAUCUAACUCCAACACAAGAAGAGUAUUUCAUCAGUCUUUUCUGGCAAUCUUUCCACACCUCACUUCCGGUCCUUGACGAGGUCGCAUUCAAAGAGCAUUAUCAAUCGCUAUGGACUGCACCGGGCAGCGAGAGAAAGCCCUCCGCGCUUGUCGACAUUGUCAUCGCAUUGAGCAUGCAGCAUGGCAUGUCAUUACAAGCGGGGUCUGGGCAUGCGGGAAACAGUACAACAUGUCCUAACAUGGACAAUAUCGAUGCCACCAUCGCCGGCCGCUGGCACUACCAACGCUGUCAAAGGUUAUUGACGAACGAGCUAGAAAGCCCUACCAUCUUGACCCUACAAUGCCACAUCCUGUGCACUGUAUACCUUUGCUGGGGUUCUUUCCAGAACAUGUCUGACAGCACGUGUACGCUCGCUGUGCGAACGGCUUAUAUGCUUGGUCUUCAUCUAGAACCGCCCGAGGAGAUGCCACAGCGAGAAAGGGAAAUGCGAAAGCGCUUGUGGUGGGCACUUUAUAUAUCGGAUAGUAAGAUCAGUAUGAAGCUAGGCCGUCCCUUCUUACUAGACCAUUCCGAUACCACAUGUAGCCUCCCCGGAGACGACCGAGAAAAUGCAGUGUUAUCGGGUUCUGUCUUUGCCCCGCUCGGAGAUGAUGCUACCUGGUUGACCUUCAAUCUUCAGACGAUCAAACUUUUCUUGACGGUGCGAACGGCUUAUACAGCGUUUUAUAAGAAGCAGCUGGGUACGAAUAGUGUAUUCGAUGACCAGCCCUCAGAUGACGGCUCUAAUAUAAUCGAGUCUCAUGCAGAGUACCUGGGCUCUUUCGCUGGCAAGCUAGAUCAUUGGAUAAAGGGCGUACCGGAUGCUCUCAAAACAAAACGCUGCGAUCACAGUGUUCCGUUUUCCACCGACUUUUCUUCACUCGACAUCGAACAAUUCGCACCACUAUGGCUACAGCGACAACGUUUACUAUUAGAGCUUAUGUAUCAUAAUUUAUGCAUAAAUCUGUUCCGCCCCUUUAUCCGUUUCGCCCCGACAUCAACGGCACCUACUCCCCUAGCAGAUAAGACAGCUGCAAAAUGCGCCGCCCACGCCAUCGCGCUAACGCGCAUGAUGCACCAAGUACUCACGUCGACAUCCAUUCUCAUUGGUUGGCAUGAAGCAUUUCAGUGGCAGUGGAACGCAACCAUGUCGCUUAUUGGAUUUGUCAUCGCCUAUCCGCAACACCCCUCAGCACCUAAGGCAAGGGAUUCCAUUGAUCUCUCCGUCACCGUCUUUGAUGUUUUCGGCAGGAGUCUCACCACUGCGGCCAGUGCGGCCGCUAUUGCGCGUGACCUUGGUGCUAAAGCCGACAUGCUAACCAAGCAGUCACCAGGCAAGCCAGACUCACCACAGGGUGUAGAGGGUGUGCCACAAGCUGCAAGUACUUGGGGGGCUUCAGAUGACGAGACUGUUACUAAUAGCAGUGGCACUGCACCACGAACACCAGCAGACACUUGGGGUUUUGGUGAUGAGACCAUCAUGCCAAUGCAGGGAAUGUUUGCAGACCCGAUGGAUAUGGCGUUUUCUGUUGACACGCAAGAUUUCGGCCUGUUAAUGUGGCCGAAUAUGAAUAUGAACAUGAACAAUGAUUUCGCAAACCAAUGGACAUUUCCGCAGCAGCCACUAUGACUCGACAAGAUUCUAGGGUAAGCAUUUAAAAUCUGAUUUAAUCGUUUCUUGGGAGGACUUUCUUUUAUUUCUUUUUUGGGUAUUGGCGAUAUGCAUGCAGAUUUCGUGGUGUUCUGGGGAAUUUUAGGCGUAAGAUAGGAAAACUGAUAUGGCGGUCGGUUUUGUUUGCUUUCAAUGUUGCUUGUAUAACUAGACUCUCAACAAAAUUGCCCUAUGGGCCUUCAGAGCAAAGACAGCUCUGGAGUUCAGGGCGGGGGAUCAAAAUACCGGUUGACAAUAUUAACUUGGGUAUACGUCUAGAACACAUUGAUAUUUUUGAUACAUUCAUACCAAUUGAGAAUCUCAUCUACAUCUAUGUACCUACAUACCUACGUAUUAGCUUAGGCAUUACGAAUUAGCAUCGCCCAUAGGUAUCUAUCAAA